GUCAACUUUACGCAAACGGUACACAGCAGCAGCGACACCAGUUCCGAGAUAUGGUAAAACGACAUUACCGCACCACAUAGAUCAGAAUAUAGAUAUAUUCUUAAAAUAUGGACCAGAUCAAAUAUAUCGUACUCGGAGACUAGCGUUUGGGGAUAUUCAGAAGCUAAAAUUAUAUGAACUCCAACGAAUUACUGAAACUGAAUCCCAAGCGCAACCAGAAACAGUCGAUGCGUGA
Molecule: messenger RNA, 235 nt
Organism: Scutellospora calospora
Lineage: Eukaryota; Fungi; Glomeromycota; Glomeromycetes; Diversisporales; Gigasporaceae
Source: the annotation of a GenBank genome assembly